UGCCCAGUUAUACGGCAAAGACUAUAGAGUGUUGAAUCCGUUUUAAAUUGAAAAGUUUUGGUCUUUCAUCGAAGCGAAAGCAACGCGAACUCUUUUAGUUUAAUAGUUGCGAAUGUGAACACGUCUACGUUGUCGAUUUUUCAAGAGGACUCAACACUUAAAGACGAUUCAACCCCAUUGUAGAUGGUUUGGUUUGAGAGGUCCCACGUACCCUACACCUGUCAAGGAAGAGCAAAGAUGAGCGAGCCACAGGAGGCCCUCAUCCACUAUGAUGUACCACCUGAGAGCAUCUAAGCCAGAGUCUGAGAGGGACUCCGGUUUCUCAGAUGCCAGCUCUGGGUACCUGAGUGCGAUGGACCAAACUGACUCUGAGGACAUGGUGAGGGCCCCAGGUCCCCAGGUGGCUGUAGCCGGAGGAUCCUACCCUGGCCUCUCCCCCAUGAUCAUCAUGAACAACAUAGUCCUGAAUCUGCCAAGCCCAAUGUCUCCAGUAGUAAAGCCCUGGGGCUUCCCUUCCUCCCUGGAGAUUCUCCCCCAGUCCCAGGUGGUCCUCCUCCAUCCCAUGGUCCCCAACGGCAGCAACAACAUCAGUAACAACAUCUCUCCAAAGCGUUCCUCAGACAAGCACCGGGACUCAAGGAAUAACUACCUGCCCAUACUGAAAUCCUAUCCCAAAAUCGCCCCUCACCCUGGGGAGAGCUCCUCCAGGAGGCAGGGGGCCUCUUCUGCUGAGAGGGGAAGUUCAACGCCUGGGUAUCACGGGAGGCGUAACCGGUGGUAUCGUCACCAUGGCAACAAACUGUACAGCUCCCAUAGCCCCCAGCCAAGGCCUCUGACACCCCUCCAAACAGUGGCCACCUUAGAGGUUGUUGACAAACAAACACAGCUAGCCAGCUCUCAGAAGCUGCCAAUACCUCAGUUCCUAGGCAUGCCUCACUCCCUGGGCACUGAGGCCACUGCUGUAGUCUCCAAUAAAUGUGCUUCUGUGUCGGAGGCGAGCAGUUGCCAGGGCGACAACGACCGCUGCCAAGACGGCCUGUCCACAGACAACAACAAAGGUAAACGCUUCAGCAACACCUACAACAUCCUCAGCAACUCUGGCCUGCUGGGCAUAACGCUACGCAUCAAGGAGCUGAUCAGGCAGAACCGGCGCACCCAGGGCCAUUUGAAGCAGCUGCAGGAGCAGACAGAUCUGUUUGUGGAGGCCCUGGGCAGUGGUGACCCCCUGGUCUGGACUAGGCUCCAGCUGACCCUGCAGCUAGACACAGACUCUGCCAGGGCUGAGGAGGUGCAGUGUCAGGCCAUGGAUCCACAGGGCAUCCUGGCAUAAGACACUAGCAGAAAGAGGUGCAUGGAUCAUAAGCACACCUGCUGUAAACCAGUACAAAUGGAGAAACGUGCUUAACCCUUGAACCCUUGCCUAUAAUCAGUGUUCUGUUUAAAUAACAAGUACUGCUUGCAAUAGGGCUAUGGCUUCUAUAUUAAUACAUCUAUCAAUACAUGCAGGGAAUAGAUAUGGAUAAAAUAAUACAAUGAAUUAAUCCGUACCUGGCCAGAACAGUAACUGCUUUAUUAUGGGGGGGAAAUCACUUUAUGACAUCGAUAAUCAUUUUUGGGACCAAAUUGUAAAGAGGAUCUAAGUACACCAGACAUUAGAGGUUUGUGUACAUUUAAAAAUUGCUUUAAAAACUUUAACCAAUGAGGAGAGAUUAGGAAGAGCUCUAAGAAUAUUUCAUAGUUGAUCGUAUUUAGUCAGAGAAUAUUUUAGCUAGUCUAGCAAUAUGUCCUCUUCAGUAUUUGUCAGUACUAGACUAUCGCAGCGCUCAACUGUAUAUUACUGAUUGUGAUUCUUUAGAGGGCUGUACAUAAAUCUUUUGUAUUAUUAUUAUAUAUUUUUUUAGGUAUGUACAUCUAGUGAAAUAUGGCCUUGUUGAUGUUGCUAUUUCUUUUAAACCAGCCUUUGAAUUAGGACAACAUCAAUAACUGAAUAGAGUACAGUUAAACACCAUAGUUACAAUGCGUCUUCUAUUAAUUAAAGACCAAAAAAAUGAAUGCCUGUUAAAUGCAGAAAAUUAUAGCUACUGAAGUGACGGCACCCAUUCUUAUGUAUGUUAUUGAAAUACUGUCUUGCAUUAUACACUGAACAAAAAUAUAAACGCAACAUGUAAAGUGUUGGUCCCAUGUUUCAUGAGCUGAAAUAAAAGAUCUCAGAAAGGUUCCAUACGCAAAAAAGCUUCUUUCUCUCAACAACAAAAAAUGUCCAGCCCUGUUAAUGAACAUUUCUCCUUUGCCAAGAUAAUCCAUCCACCUGACAGGUGUGGCAUAUGAAGAA
This is a messenger RNA of Salvelinus namaycush (lake trout), 2332 nucleotides long. RefSeq names its product CLOCK-interacting pacemaker a (gene cipca). Lineage: Eukaryota; Metazoa; Chordata; Actinopteri; Salmoniformes; Salmonidae. Bases 269 to 1330 code for a protein of 353 amino acids. The record is from RefSeq and is a predicted model, not a curated record. Gene Ontology annotation, biological process: negative regulation of DNA-templated transcription; negative regulation of circadian rhythm. Gene Ontology annotation, cellular component: nucleus. The transcript is spliced from 4 exons.